Dryobates pubescens (Downy woodpecker) is the source of this 303-nucleotide messenger RNA. RefSeq names its product protein S100-A11-like. The record is from RefSeq and is a predicted model, not a curated record. The transcript has 2 exons. Gene Ontology annotation, molecular function: calcium-dependent protein binding; calcium ion binding. NCBI's taxonomy places the organism in Eukaryota, Metazoa, Chordata, Aves, Piciformes, Picidae. The annotation marks the transcript as partial. Gene Ontology annotation, biological process: regulation of cell population proliferation. Gene Ontology annotation, cellular component: cytoplasm.
UGCUCCCUGCAGCCCACCGAGACCGAGCGCUGCAUCGAGUCCCUCCUGGCCGUCUUCCAGCGCUACGCAGGGAGGGAUGGGAACAGCUGCACCCUGUCCAAGAGGGAGUUCCUGGCCUUCAUGAACACUGAGCUGGCUGCUUUCACCAAGAACCAGAAGGACCCAGCUGUGGUGGACAGGAUGAUGAAGAAGCUGGACCUGAACAGCGACGGGCAGCUGGACUUCCAGGAGUUCCUCAACCUCAUCGGGGGCAUAGCAGUGGCCUGCCACAACAGCCUGCUGGUCAGCAGCCCUGCCCCCUGA